AGUUACACAUGGAAUAAACAAACGUACAGUCAAUAACACAAUAGAAAAGUCUAUAUACAGUGUGUGCAAAUGAAGUCAGAUUAGGGAAGUAAGGCAAUAAAUAGGCCGGAGUGACAAAGUAAUUACAAUGUAGCAAUUAAUAUAACUGAAAUAUAACUGAAUGAUCCACAAAACACAUAAUAGCUGAAUACAUGUUAUCAUCAAAAGUAUUGCAACUGACAGGUUGAGUCAGCGUAAAAUAUAGAUCAAACAGCUACAGGCAACAGAGGCUAUGUCCAAGAUUAUGCACCAGUUAUCUUGACACCUCUCUGAAAACGGUCGUCACUAUUUAGCACAGCCACAAAGUCAUAAACCCCAACUAUUUUACAAUGAAUGUUCUUAAAAUCUGAUUUGAAAUCUAACCUUAACCACAUUGCUAACCUUAUGCCAAACCGUAACCUUAAAUUAAUACCAAAAAGCUACUUUUUGUUUUUAUGAAUUUUAACGAUAUACAAUUUUGACUUUGUGACUGUGGUAACUUGUUACAACCUCGGUAAACAAAUCAUUUUACGUAGCUAGAGCGUUGAAAUGUUCGUCAUCACGUCCUGUCAACCCUAUGCCUCUGUCUUGGAUGGUAAAUGAGAUGAACUCUUCUGAUUAAAUGGGAUUUAUGCCAAUUUGUGAAAUAUAGUCUUCAUAUUUGAUAAGAAAAUAGUUUGUAAUUGACAUUGCGGCACUUGAAGACAUCAAAGGAAAUGACAGAAACGUAUGAUUUCCUUUUUAAAUUCUUGGUGAUUGGAAGUGCAGGAUCAGGGAAAUCCUGUCUUCUCCAUCAAUUUAUAGAAAACAAGUUCAAGCAGGACUCCAGCCACACCAUUGGGGUGGAGUUUGGCUCCCGGGUGGCGAUGGUCGCCGGUAAGACGAUCAAGCUGCAGAUCUGGGACACAGCUGGACAGGAACGAUUCCGGUCAGUGACUCGCAGUUAUUACAGAGGGGCAGCAGGGGCUCUCCUGGUUUAUGACAUCACCAGUCGGGAAACGUAUAAUGCCCUGACCAACUGGUUGACAGACGCUCGAACGCUGGCCAGUCCAAACAUCGUCAUCAUCCUGUGUGGGAACAAGAAAGACCUGGAGGCUGACAGAGAAGUCACCUUCCUUGAGGCGGCCCGCUUCGCCCAGGAGAACGAACUGAUGUUCCUGGAGACGAGUGCCCUCACCGGAGAGAAUGUGGAGGAGGCCUUCCUUAAAUGUGGUCGCACCAUCCUCAACAAGAUAGAUUCAGGUGAGUUAGACCCGGAACGGAUGGGCUCAGGGAUCCAGUAUGGUGACACAACGGUGAGGCAGCUUCGCCAGUCGCCACAGGCUGGCUCAGCACAGGGCAGAGAUCAGUGCAACUGUUAAAGGCUAAUGCUAACCUAGCUCUAAGACACACAGAACCCAUGUCUCCAGGCCCCGAUGUAAAUCUUUCUUGUAACAGUCUCUGCACACUCAGUGCCUUUGGAGGACUGCCCUGUAACUCUUGACCCCUGCACUUGGACUAGUUCUGGAGAGACCCUGUGUAAAAAUGUGGGCUGGGUUGUCACGGAGCUAUCUGGGUUGUCACGGAGCUACUCUCCUCCAGGCCUUUCUCUCUCUGACUACUGCUCCAGUCCGUGUCGCCAGGGAAUACAAGUGACAUCAGCAGAGAGGACUGAUCAGUCACAGAGCCAGGCCAAUGGACACACACAGGACAUUUGUUUUCAAUGUCUUUACUCAGAAGCAGCCACAGCAGCUCUCAAACCUCUCACUGUUCAAACAUGGUGUAAGGAGAACAUCAUACGUUCAUUUGUGUCUAAUCUCUAUAAAAGUUAAGCCAAUUUAUUGGUUGUGUUGAAAACUGUAAGAUAUUGUAAAUAUAUCAAAAGGAAAUAUAACAUUUAUGUGAUAUUUGUGUACAAUGUUUUAAGAGACUGAAAAAAAGCUUGGGACUUGUGGUAGUCACCGUGUACACAUACUGUAAUGUGUGAAUGUGUGUGUGAAAAUUGUCACAACGUUAAAGCUGGAAUCCUUAUCGGUGAAACGUCUUGUUUGCUCUAUUACAACAACAAAGAAGUUACUUCAAACAAUGAACACUGUUUUUUCCCCCUCAGACAUCAUUGCAUGGCAGAGGAGGCUGGUGGGAGGAGCUGUAAGAGGAUGGGCUCAUUGUAAUGGCUGGA
Messenger RNA from Oncorhynchus mykiss (rainbow trout), 2176 nucleotides. Its product is annotated as ras-related protein Rab-4B. Gene Ontology annotation, biological process: Rab protein signal transduction. The record is from RefSeq and is a predicted model, not a curated record. Gene Ontology annotation, molecular function: GTPase activity; GTP binding. Lineage: Eukaryota; Metazoa; Chordata; Actinopteri; Salmoniformes; Salmonidae.